Molecule: messenger RNA, 1350 nt
Organism: Carassius auratus (goldfish)
Lineage: Eukaryota; Metazoa; Chordata; Actinopteri; Cypriniformes; Cyprinidae
Product: metallo-beta-lactamase domain-containing protein 2-like
Exons: 2
Coding region: 119-946 (275 amino acids)
Source: RefSeq, a predicted model, not a curated record
GAACAGGGUUCAGCGUCCUUUCUGCAGCUGCAGCAGCUAGGAUUUUAAACCAAAAUUAUAGGUUAACAGCCAUAUAUUUAAUCUUUUAUGCAAUAAUAACCUCUUGAAUGUAUUGGAGAUGUCUGCGACUGACUGGUACGCGCAUAAGUCGCUGGAAAAUGGCAUGUUUUGGAUCCAGGAGCGGUUUUAUGAAUCAGGGAACAGGGCGAAUAUCUGGCUCAUACGCGGGUCCCAUCAGGACGUGGUCAUAGAUACCGGACUGGGUUUACGGAGUCUGCCCGAAUACAUCAAUAGUAAAGGGCUGCUAGGGGACGAUUCAAAGCGCAAGAACCCGCUUUUAGCUAUUGGCACGCAUGUGCAUUUUGAUCAUUCGGGUGGGCUGCAUCAGUUUCAACAGGUGGGCGUGCACAAGGCGGAGGUGGAUGCUCUGGCUAAUGGGGACAACUUCGAGACAGUGACGUGGUUAUCUGACCGCGAGAUCGUGGAGGAUCCAUCGCCUGGAUGGCGAGCAAGACAGUACAGAGUCAAGGCGGUCACACCAACACAUAUACUACAAGAAGGCGACGUUAUCAACCUUGGAGACCGACAGCUUACUGUUCUCCACAUGCCGGGCCAUUCCAGAGGCAGCAUUUGUCUCCAUGACAAGGAGAACAAAAUUCUGUUCAGUGGAGACGUGGUCUAUGAUGGAUCCAUGAUUGAUUGGCUUCCUUACAGCCGGAUAAACGAUUACAUUCGUAGCUGCGAAAGGCUGGUUAAGAUGGUCGAUAAAGAGGAGAUUGACCAGGUCAUGCCUGGCCAUUAUAACACUUUUGGGAGCAAGCGUCUACACCGGUUAGCCUCCAACUACAUCGCUAGUGCCGGCGCCUGCCACAGAGCCUCCACCUGCUUGGUGAAGUCCUUAGCCAGCCUGGCACUUCGAGCCUCCAACUCGAGAAGUGCCUGCUAGUAGUGAUGGAAAGGACUACUAUGCAACAACAUGUCAUUACAGACCUCAAUAUAUGAAAACACUGAGCAAUACAGUGUGCUAAUGAUAUACAGGAUACAAUUUGAUAAUAUUAUUUGUGAUCAAGGAUUAAAAUAAUGAAAAAAAGCUGCAUAAUAUCCAUCAAAGCAUCAAGAAGAAUAGUAAACAUUGUCAUGUUUUAAAGGUGCUGUUUGUAAUUUUCAACAAUAAUGUGUAGAGAUAUCUAAAGGACUAAAAUAAAUAAAUAAAUAACUAGUUAAUAACCAAGUUAAGUGCAAAUCCAGCACCACGGCCCGUUUCAUUGGUCAACUCAAUCAGACAGACUUUACUGAUGCAAUUUAGAGUAAAAAAAAAAAAAAAGAUCAUGUAUUGGUGCAGUUUAGAUU